Paramecium primaurelia is the source of this 756-nucleotide messenger RNA. Lineage: Eukaryota; Ciliophora; Oligohymenophorea; Peniculida; Parameciidae. The record is from the annotation of a GenBank genome assembly.
AUGAUCAAGAACUCUUAGCAAGCAAGCCUCUUAGGUUUGUUAUGCAUGAUUGUAUUAUAUAUUUAAAAAUUGAUUUCUUAAUAAUUAAUAUUAAUUGCUUGGUCCUUUUUAAAAUUAAUUUUUACAUAUUAGAAAAAAAAUAAAAUUAAAUAAAUUAGAUCUGUUGCCCUUGGAAAAUUAUUAUAUGGCACAUUAAAAAAAAAUUAAAUUGUAAGCUUUGCUCCAAUUCCAUUUAAAUCAAGAGUUAAAUCUAUUGAAAUUUAUCAUUGUUUUUAAGAAGAAGGAACUAUUGGUUAAUUAAUAGGAGUUCACUUAUCAGAACUUUCAUACAAAGAGAUUUCAAAUGGACAUAUUUGUUCAGAUGUCGAUAAUGAUCCAGCUUAAGAAUGUGCAUCAUUUGUGGCAAAGAUAAAGAUCAUGGAAGACUUUAAACAUUAGCUCAAACAAAAAUAGUAUUAUACAAUACAUUUCUUCACUAAAAGAAUGCAAUGUAGCAUUUUGAAGAUUUAAUAAAACUUAAAUAUAAAAAAUUAAAAUGAAAUUAUUGAGAAUCCUUAAAUUUUAAGAGCUGGUGAUAUUGGAAUAAUUGAAUUUAAACCAAUAAAGUAGAUAACAUUAGAAAAUUAUAUUGAUUAUCCUUAACUAGGUAGAAUAGCAAUUAUAGAAAACCGUCGUAUGAUAGCUUUUGGAAUAAUUUUAGAAGUAAAAAAUAAAGAAAUAGAACUAAAGAUUAAACAAAAAGAACCCAAUUAAUGA